AUGGAUAUGGAUUUCAAUGGUGACGUGGCGAGUCUCGAUGUUGAAAUGCUGCAGCUACCGGAGGUGUCUCCUUUGGCUAUUAAAGCCAACCCUCAUGUGUCCGAGAAGCUUUUUGAUCAGUGGCUUUCGCUUCCCGAUACCGUAUCUCUGGUAAAAUCUUUGCUCGGUAGUGCUAAGGCAGGUGGCCCCUUGAAUGUCUCUGGGACAUCAUCUGGUACAAAUGCUGUGGCAAGCAACACAUUACCUUCAAUGUUUCCUGCUGGCAGUACUCCUCCACUUUCACCCAGAAGCUCAGCGGGUUCACCUCGGGUAAUGAAACAGAGAGCAGGCCCAUCUGCUUUAGGAUCUCCCCUGAAAUUAGUGAACGAGCCUGUGAAAGAGCUUAUACCUCAGUUCUAUUUUCAAAAUGGUUGUCCUCCACCGAGUGAAUUAAAAGAACGGUGCUUGUUUAGAAUCAAUCAGUUUUUUUAUGGUCACAUGGACGGACUCCAAAUGAACGAAUUUAAACCAGUUACCAAGGAAAUAUGCAAGCUUCCAUCAUUUUUCUCCACCGUGCUUUUUAGAAAGAUUGACUCUGAUGGCACUGGAGUUGUAACCAGAUCGGGCAACGGUCGUCUUACCCUCAGGGAGCUAAGACGUUCAAACUUAAUAGCUGCAAUGCAACAUGCUGAUGAAGAAGAGGAUAUUAACAAAGUCUUGCGGUACUUCUCUUAUGAACAUUUUUAUGUGAUAUAUUGCAAGUUUUGGGAGCUGGAUACAGAUCAUGAUUUUCUGAUUGAUAAAGAGAACCUUAUUAGAUAUGGUAAUCAUGCACUCACCUACAGGAUUGUUGAUAGAAUAUUCUCUCAGAUUCCAAGAAAGUUUACCAGUAAGGUUGAAGGAAAGAUGGGAUAUGAAGAUUUUGUUCACUUCAUAUUGUCAGAAGAGGACAAGUCAUCAGAGCCUAGUCUUGAGUACUGGUUCAAGUGCAUAGAUUUGGAUGGGAAUGGAAUUAUUACAAGGAAUGAAAUGCAGUUCUUUUACGAGGAGCAGUUACAUAGAAUGGAAUGCAUGGCCCAAGAGCCUGUGCUUUUUGAGGAUAUUUUAUGCCAGAUGGUUGACAUGAUUUGUCCGAAGGAUGAGAGCUAUUUUACACUGCAGGACUUAAAGGGCAGUAAGCUCUCGGGCAGUGUUUUUAACAUCCUUUUUAACCUCAAUAAGUUCAUGGCUUUUGAAACUCGUGAUCCAUUUCUAAUCCGUCAGGAGCGUGAGAACCCAAAUUUGACCGAAUGGGACCGCUUUGCGCACAGGGAAUAUAUUAGGCUAUCGAUGGAAGAAGAUGCAGAAGAUGCCUCUAAUGGAAGUGCAGACGUCUGGGAUGAAUCACUUGAGGCUCCCUUUUAA
Molecule: messenger RNA, 1383 nt
Organism: Fraxinus pennsylvanica
Lineage: Eukaryota; Viridiplantae; Streptophyta; Magnoliopsida; Lamiales; Oleaceae
Source: the annotation of a GenBank genome assembly